ACCGCCGACUGAAAACAAUAGAAAAAAAGCAACAAUCGCUCCUCAAGUGAGCUUUAAGUGUGCCAUGCGCGUAUCCUAAGGCUUGGAAGUGAUUCAUACCAUCUCUAUGAUAUGCACUGGAGUAGAAGAAAGACCCGUACCCGUCCGGCAAAGCACCAAGAAAGCUAAAAUUUAGCUUUUGUUCGGCCGUUUCUCAGUGUACGUUUAGUGGAGCCGCGCGAUGGUCGUUUGUUUUUAUUGAGAUCGCACGCCCGCAGAGAGUGACUUUCACCAGCACACCUUCACUCAUCUUUUGUUUAUCUGCAGGUGAAUACUAAGUCGGCUUUUGUUUCUGAUAACAGGCCACGGGCCUGAAGCAACCAUGAACAACAAGCACAGCCUGUCCACUAGCAAACUCAAUGGGAAUUCGAAUAUACCGUUAAGAAGGCAGCUGAGCAGGCACUGUUCGAGCCCUUGCGGCGCUUCCAAGAUACCCGUCAACGAUCCCCAGGCCCACAGGUGGAAGCAGAAAUACGAGGAGUCGGAAGAUCGGAGGAAACUGCUCCUGACCGAGAAAGAGAAAGCUCUAAGGACGUUAAACGACAUAGAAAAGAAGUACUUAAAUCUGCAAGUGAAACAUGAACAUUUAGAGACGGAACUGUUCGAAAAAAACGAGGAAUUCACGAAACUGUCAACUGCCUCGAAAAAUUUGUACAAAGAAUAUGAGACUCUUAAAAACCAAUAUGAGACGGAGACCAGGGCUAUGUCAGGGGCCCUCAAGGACGCCACGCACUGGUACAAGGAGAACAAGGUGCUCAAGAGGCGGACGCUGCUCCUAGUGGACAAAGAUACGGUCGACGAGGGGGUCGACGCGGGCGAUGGGGAGUCUAAUUCCGAUAACGACAUCGAGAAUUUGAACAAGACCAUCAAGCAGCUCAGCACGGAAGUAGCCGAGCUGCAGACGGAGGUGGAUUCGCUGAAGCAGACGGAGUUUCAGACCUCGGAGGAGAAUGUGAAACUGGCGGAGGAACUUGAAACUGAAAGACAAAAGAAUGAACGCCUGGAAUCUAAGCUAGCCGAAGUAAUGACGGAACACGAUCAGAUUCUUCGGGUAACGGAAAUGAUGAAGAAAGAGCUGGAGGAACAGAAAAAGAUCGAGGAGGAAUUGAGGGGCAACUUGACAACGUUAAAAAUAGAAGCUGACACCAACAAAAGGGAGAGGAACGUACUGGCGCACCAGAGCACUCUGAUCUUGCAGGGCCUGUCUGAAAAUUCCGACGGAGAGGACUGCAUGAUGCUGCUGCAGGAAAUAGAGGAGUUGAAAAGGAGCUUGGAGGACGAAAGGAAUAAGCACGAAGAGGAUAUCAGUCUGUUACAGGAGCGACUCGAAGACGCUCAAAACAACGCACAAAUAGAAAUCCUAGAAGAGCGCUUGAAACUGGUAGAAUCCGAGCUGCAAGCGGCCAACGAACGGGCAGAUAGAGCGGAAGAAAAAUUGAAAGCCCCUCCCGCGCCUCCACCUCCACCGCCGCCCCCGCCGCCGCCUCUCCUACCCCCGCCAUCCCAAGAACCACCCGUGGUGCCCCUGCGAAGACGAAGGAGCAAAAUAAUCCUGCAGGAGUUGGCGGAAUCGAUAGGCGUAAAGGAGAAUAGUUCGCCAGAGAAAAAAGCAACGGCGCCGGGCGUCAACGAGGACAUCAUCAACGCCAUAAAGGCCGGCCAAUUUACCUUAAGGAAGGCUAAGAACGAUAAGGAGAAGAAGGACAAGGAGCAGCCGAAAGCCGUGUCGGAGCUGCUCAAUAUCCUGGGCAGUCUGAGGAGGGCACCCAAGAAGCGGCAAAGCCAGUACAUUGGAGAUGUGCGGUUAUGAUCCAUUUCUAAUGAUAGUAAAGUAUAUUUUGAAAAGUUAACCACUUAGUCAUGUUUUUAUAUUGUAAUUUUAUAUACAUUUUUGUUAUAUAUGA
Messenger RNA from Anoplophora glabripennis (Asian longhorned beetle), 1943 nucleotides. Its product is annotated as shootin-1. NCBI's taxonomy places the organism in Eukaryota, Metazoa, Arthropoda, Insecta, Coleoptera, Cerambycidae. The record is from RefSeq and is a predicted model, not a curated record. The coding region runs from base 362 to 1849 and encodes 495 amino acids. The transcript has 6 exons.